AGGAACUCAUGGAGGCGGUUCAGGGGGUUGACCAAAAGAACUAAGCGCCGUCCAGGGGCGUGGUUGGAGGUGAAGGGAUUUCUGCUGUGGUUUCGUGCGUUGGAAGCUGGAGGUAUCACGAUGCAGCUGUUGGCGUCCCAGGAAAAUACAAUGUUCUAUAAAGUUAUUAUUUACUGAAGACUACUCAUCCUGACUCCGUAGCUUAUUGCUGACAAUAUUUAUCACUUAAGAGCUCCUGGUGCAGUUUGCAGAGGGGAAUGGCUGUGAGAGCUUGUGGCUUGAUCAUCUACAGGAGGCUGCAGCCAGCACCAUCCUCAAAGGUCACUGACAGCAUUGAGUACCUCCUGCUUCAGACAUCCUACGGGACCCACCACUGGACCCCGCCCAAAGGCCACGUGGACCCAGGGGAGGAUGACCUGCAGACAGCCUUCCGGGAAACGCAGGAGGAGGCUGGUCUGCAGGCCAGCCAGCUCACCCUCAUUGAGGGCUACAAGAAGGAGCUGCACUACCCUGUCCAUGGCAAGCCUAAGACCGUCGUGUACUGGCUGGCGGAAAUGAAGGACUACAACACAGAAAUCAAGCUGUCGGAGGAGCACCAAGCUUUCCAGUGGCUGAAGCUGGAGGAUGCCUGCAAAUUUGCAGAAUAUGAAGACAUGCAAGCAAUGCUGAAGGAAGUGCAUCAGUUUCUCUGCUCCAGAGAAUAAGUGUUUUUGUGAAGUAUAAGGGGAUUUCUUGAGGAAACAUGGCUGCUUUUUAUUUUUUAAACUGGGGGAAGAAUUACAUGGCUGCAGAAAUGUAGAUUUCUUUUUUUUUAAAUCUGUAGAAAUUCAGUGAGGAUACAUGGAACUUUUAAACAGAUUGUGUUUUUUCUCCCCUAGCUAGUACAAAAAAGUGUAGUCUGAUUGAACCAUAAGCCAGAGAUGGCUGAAUUGAAGCCCAGAGCUAACAAAAGACUUCCUCUGUCUCCUUUUCUUUUUCUUUUUUUCCCCCUUUCUUUUUCUCCCUUGAAGUGCGGAACAACUUUUUUUCUUUUUGAAAAAUCAAACACUCGAUAUAUCUUGACUUGCUGAUGUACAGCUAGAGUGUUGAGAAAAUGAGCAUAUGGGGAUUUUUGAUAACAAAAGGCUUACUACAGAAGUCAUACCUUGAAUUUCAAAUGAGGAAGCAGUAUUUCUGUUCCCAACUCUUCCACUGAUAUGCAGUGAUAACUUGUCAGAUCAUUUCAGGUCUUUUUUGUUCGUAUCAUGAAUUUAUGUACAUCCCUAAUGUACUGUUGUGAUUUUCCAUCCAGAGAGUCUUAGUAAAUGGUUGAUGUAUGGUA
This is a messenger RNA of Corvus hawaiiensis (hawaiian crow), 1321 nucleotides long. RefSeq names its product nudix hydrolase 2 (gene NUDT2). Lineage: Eukaryota; Metazoa; Chordata; Aves; Passeriformes; Corvidae. Bases 258 to 704 code for a protein of 148 amino acids. The transcript has 4 exons. The record is from RefSeq and is a predicted model, not a curated record. Gene Ontology annotation, biological process: ATP biosynthetic process; AMP biosynthetic process. Gene Ontology annotation, molecular function: bis(5'-nucleosyl)-tetraphosphatase (asymmetrical) activity.